This is a messenger RNA of Phytophthora infestans T30-4, 1870 nucleotides long. Its product is annotated as ATPase family AAA domain-containing protein 3A. Gene Ontology annotation, molecular function: ATP binding; zinc ion binding; ATP hydrolysis activity. The transcript has a single exon. Gene Ontology annotation, biological process: mitochondrion organization. The coding region runs from base 71 to 1825 and encodes 584 amino acids. Lineage: Eukaryota; Oomycota; Peronosporomycetes; Peronosporales; Peronosporaceae. The record is from RefSeq and is a predicted model, not a curated record. Gene Ontology annotation, cellular component: mitochondrion.
CGCAGGAUCUGCUAAGGCUGCGCCGUCCUUCAAGCUCGAGUUUUUAGCAAGUCUUUUCCCUUUGACCACCAUGUUCAGCGGAUUCGGCGGUGGUGGCUCCAAGCGCAGCGCACCUGCGCCAGAGGCGGCCGAACCGGUGCAAAACACGCUUUCACAGCCCAAGGGGAACGGUGGCGGCGGUGCCAACGGGUACUCGUUCGACCCGUCGGGUCUGGAACGCGCAGCCAAGGCUGCUCGCGAGCUCGAGAACUCGCGCCAUGCCAAGGAGGCUUUUAACCUGGCCAAGGAAACGGAGCGCACCAAGCAGACGGAGAACCAGGCCAAAAUUAAGGAGAAUGAAGCUCUCUACAAGCAGUACGAGAUCGUGCGAGUGCAGAAGGAGGGUGAGGAGCGCCGCAAGACGUUGGAGGAGGAAACCCGCCAGCACCAGCAGCGCGCGCAGUAUCAGGAUCAGCUUAAGCGUAAGCAGUACGCUGACCAGUUGGCUGCCCAGAAGUACAUGAAGGAGCAGGAACUUAAGAAACAGGAGGAGAUUCUCGCCCGCCAGGAGGCCUCCCGACGCAAGACGCUGGACUACGAAGCUGAGCUGCGUCAGAAGACUGAGCUGGCUAAGGUAUCGGCAGAGACCGAGGGCCGCAUCAAGCAGGAGCGUCUCAACCACGACCUGCACCUCGAGGAGGCCCGUGUGCGCGCCAAGGAAUACCGUGAGACCGUGAUGGAGGGUAUUAAGCUUGCCGGUAACACUGUCGGGUCAGGCAUCAUGACUUUCGUGGAUGACAAGGAGAAGCUCACGGCCACUGUGGCCUCUCUGACAGCUCUUGCUGUCGGUAUUUAUACCGCUAAGGUGUCCACCGGCGUUGCAGGCAAAUACAUUGAGGCGCGCAUGGGAAAGCCGUCGCUGGUACGUGAGACGUCACGUCGUUCUGCUACGCAGGUGCUGGCCAACCCCAUUCCGUCCAUCAAGCGUGCGCUGCGACUGCAGAAGGCGACGGAUGCGCUCGAGGGCGUCGUGCUUGAACCCAAGCUAGACGAGCGUCUGCGCAGCGUGGCUGUGUCUACGUUUAAUACGAAGAAGAACCGCGCGCCAUUCCGCCACUUGCUGCUUCACGGCCCGCCCGGUACGGGUAAGACUCUGUUCGCCAAGGCCCUUGCUCGUCACUCUGGCCUCGAGUACGCCAUCCUCACGGGUGGUGACGUUGCCCCACUGGGUCGCGAGGGUGUGACGGAGAUUCACAAGUUGUUUGACUGGGCAUCGCACAGCCGUCGCGGUCUGCUACUAUUCGUUGAUGAGGCUGAUGCGUUCUUGCAGAAGCGUAGCAACACCGUCAUGAGCGAGGACAUGCGUAACGCACUCAAUGCCUUCCUGUACCGCACGGGCGAAGCCAGCGACAAAUUCAUGAUCGUGUUCGCCAGUAACCAGCCGGAACAGUUUGACUGGGCCAUCAACGAUCGUAUCGAUGAGAUGGUGGAGUUCCGUCUGCCUGGUUUCGACGAGCGUGUGCGCAUGCUGAAGCAGUACUUCGACGACUAUAUUCGUGCACCGAAGAACUCGCGUGCCAAAAAGAUCUACGUGGAGGGUAUCGAGGACUCGGAUUUUGAGGACCUGGCCGCGCGUAUUGACGGUUUCUCCGGUCGUGAGCUGUCGAAGCUCGUAAUUGCCUUCCAGGCUGCGGCAUACGGUUCGCCCACGUCGGUGUUCGACAAGGAGAUGAUGAUGCAGGUUCUUGAGCACCACCUUACGGCGCACAAGCAGAAGGAGGCGUGGAAAGAGUACGUUGGCCCUAGCGAGAAGCGCGACAACAUCAAGACGAUCUUGGCGGAAUAGGCGCUGGCAUAACGUGGAUCGUGCUUGUCUGGGAUCGACCACUGC